This is a messenger RNA of Rhincodon typus (whale shark), 899 nucleotides long. It is a transcript of the gene ier5l, whose product is annotated as immediate early response 5-like. NCBI's taxonomy places the organism in Eukaryota, Metazoa, Chordata, Chondrichthyes, Orectolobiformes, Rhincodontidae. The transcript has a single exon. The record is from RefSeq and is a predicted model, not a curated record. Bases 106 to 813 code for a protein of 235 amino acids.
GACUCAAUAUCAUUUUGCAAAAGCUUUGGGACAGUGUGUGUGUUUAUUUUUAUUUAAGUUUUGUUGUUUUAUUAUUAUUUUGUAAAGAGGGGCUGGCUGUAGGAGAUGGAUUGUGUGGUUAAUGCCCAGAAUCUGAUAACCAUCUCCCUCCGUAAGAUCCACAGCUCCCGGAGCCAGCGAGGGGGGAUCCGGCUACACAAGAACCUGCUGGUGUCUUAUGUCCUGCGGAACGCCCGGCAGCUCUACCUGAGCGAGAGAGCAGCGGCGGCGGGGGGGAGCACCAGCCGCUGCCCGGGUCCGCCGCACCGGCAGCAGGAGGCUUCCUUCGCCCAGCGCACGGCCCCCGGAGGCGGCGUGCAGCAGCAGUUUGUGUCGGUGCCCGAGCCCGAGCCGCCCGGACACUGCCGCCAGACCACGGUGCUGGACCUGGACACUCAGACCCUGGUCACUACCGUCCGGACAGGCCCGAGCCAGGAUUUCUGCGCCUGUUGCUACUCCGGGCCCGGGGGCGCGGGCAGGAAGCGCAAACCCGAGGCCGCCCCCGGGAGCACGGAGCCCGGGGCCAGCGGAGACGAGCUGUCCCCCGUCAAGAGGCUGCGGCUGGACGAGCCGUGGGGCAGCCCGGCCUGGGACUGCACGGACCCUGCUAACAUCUCCAACCUCAUCUCCAUCUUCGGCUCCGGCUUCACCGGGCUGCUGGGCCGCCAGGACACCGAACUACCGCACGCCGAGCUCAAGCAGAACGGACAGUGGUGUAGCCAGCAAGCGCUGGCCGGGCUCGGGGCAUGGACACGGGCCAUCGUGGCGUUCUGAGACCGCCCCAGGCGGCUCCCUGUGGGACUGAGGGACGGGGGACAGAGACACGGAGGGAGACAGAGAGAGAGGGACAGACUGUGUGU